Cottoperca gobio is the source of this 1361-nucleotide messenger RNA. Its product is annotated as disabled homolog 1-like. Bases 175 to 1317 code for a protein of 380 amino acids. The transcript has 10 exons. The record is from RefSeq and is a predicted model, not a curated record. Gene Ontology annotation, cellular component: cytoplasm; intracellular membrane-bounded organelle. NCBI's taxonomy places the organism in Eukaryota, Metazoa, Chordata, Actinopteri, Perciformes, Bovichtidae.
AGCGGAUGUUAAUAUAUCACCAGUGAGUCGGCAGCCUGACCUUUGACUCCAAGAAGUUUCGGCUGUGAGUCGAGCCAAGCAGCGGGGUCAGAGCAGAGACACACUCCCAGCAGUAAACAAAUGUGACGGCCACAUAGCUCUCACUGCAUCCUGAAUUUCCAAACAGACUUUGCCAUGAUGGAGACGGACCAAACGGCUGCGAGUUGUCAUGCCCCGGGCCAAACUUCUGUCAAGAGUUGGCUCUCCUCCAACACAAGAGGAGCACCCAGUGACUUCUCCUCCCGCUUCCAAGGAGACGGGGUUCGCUACAAAGCCAAGCUGAUCGGCAUGGACCCGGUACCCGACGCCCAGGGACACAAGAUGUGCUGGGACUCCAUGAUGAAGUUAAAGGGCUUUGAUGCAGUAGCAAGGAAACAGGGCAAACACAAACAGAGAGUUUGGUUAAAACUUUCCUCAUGCGGCCUGAGAAUCGUGGAUGAAAGGACCGGGGCUGUACUCCAUGACCACGACAGGAGCAGGAUCAGCUCUUUGACGAAAGAUGAAUCUGACCCCAGAGCUUUGGCCUACGUCUACCAACACCAAGACACCUACUGCCUCUUCUACAUCAAGAUGGCAAACCUGGCAGAUCCGGUCCUGGUUGACAUCGAGGAGGUUUGUAAGAUGGUGGACCAGGAGACAUCAGAGGACUCUGCAGAGGCACCGACACAAACCAAUUCCUUAUUUCUAAUAAAUGACAGUCCAGCCGCUCCAGCUGAGGGACCAGCUUUUGAAGGUGAGUUCAGUCCACGGCCAGAUUCUUCAUCAGGACAAUCAAACCAGGCCUCUUCCAGUAAUGAGCUGAUGGAAGUUUUCUCCAUCCAGAUGGAGGAGCCGCUGAUGCCCGACCAGAGCUCCUGCUCCAGUCAGCCAGAGUCCCCACAUCCAACGCUCUCCGCCUCUCAGAUCCUCUCCAUGUUCCCCACACAGCCAGCAGGGGGCUCUCCAUACUCCUCGCCCCCAUACUCUCCCACCAGCGUGCCCUGGGGGCAGCAGGGGCUUCUGGGAAAUCAGUGGGCAGGUCAAGCUGCGGCAUCUUGGCCCACAAUGCCCGGCAAUAUGGCAGCAUGGGCACCAGCAGGCAUCGCGGCGCCCCCUGCAGGCGGACAGAUUCUGGCUCACGGCCCUCAGCCAGGAUUCAUGACGGGAGGAAACUCACCCGCUUCACCCACUGCGGUCAACGGGUACCCCUCCCCUUUCAACUCCUUCUACGCCCCCGCUGGAGCAACAGCACCGCUGCAGUCGGUGUCCCCCACAUUGGACCAAUAUCCCCUCCUGUGAUGAACUGGUUAGAAUGGAAAGAUUGUUAUCAAAUUGUAAUCCUG